Molecule: messenger RNA, 687 nt
Organism: Telopea speciosissima
Lineage: Eukaryota; Viridiplantae; Streptophyta; Magnoliopsida; Proteales; Proteaceae
Exons: 2
Coding region: 1-618 (205 amino acids)
Source: RefSeq, a predicted model, not a curated record
AUGUCGUCAUCUACGAGUUCUCCUUUGCCGAUUCUGCUGUUACUCCUCAUUUUAUUGACGCCAUUACCCACAGUCGAAGGUUUCCCAUAUGGACAAUGGCGAAUCGUAUUCUCUCUGGCUCACACCCUCAUGUAUAGAGUCUCUAACCUCCGUGCUUCUAGAGGAGAUCUCGUAGGCGCCGCCAGAGCGAGAACGAUCGCAGAGAAGCUGGAAAGAGGGUUUGGGUUAGGGUUUUGGAGAGGAAUGUUGUCAAUGGGUUGGGACUACAUGAGAAACUACGCCUGGAGAGGUGUUGCAUUGAGUGAGAUGCUUGGUGUGACUUCGGAAAUGGACAGUCUCUUGAGAGCUGUAAACGAUUUGGCUCGGAUGGGAUCGAACAAGGAUAGGGCGACUUGGUUUGUUCAAAAUUACCAGAGAGUCUUAGGGGUUUCGAAAUCGCUCUUUCUCAGGCUUCUGCGAGUGUUUCAUGAAUCGGGUCCAUUGAGGGAUUUGGUGUUGACGAUACAGAGAGAAGUGGAAGGGGGUUUGCUGAGGGACUGCCUUGAGUUGGGGACGAAUGACUUCAAAGAUUUCCUUCAGGUAGCCAAAGAUAUUGCUUCCCAGUCCUAUUCCACUUAGGAACGGAGCGAUCUUUGAAAGGGAGCAUGGGAUGGAAGAAAACUCUUGUCUGUAUUAGUUUUCUGAAAU